AUGCUCGUCUGCAAGAAGUGGUACUACGCACUGUCAGACGAUCGCUCCGAGAUUUGGGCCAUCUUCGCCGGCCGCCGUCUCUCGAAGGCCGUUCUCAAGUCCCCGGUCCUCUACAGCCUUCCGAGCUACAAGGCAAAGCUGAGGGCGCUCAGCUACGCCUGGGAUGCGGCCGAGUGCUCGCGGAACAUCUUCAUCAAGCCAAACGGUUUCACUCUUCACCGGAAUCCGGUGGCGCAGAGCACCGACGCCGCCCGCGGCAAACUGGGCCUCACCGCCGGCCGCCACUGCUGGGAGGUCUGCUGGGAGGGGCCCCUGGGCACGGUGGCCGUCGUCGGGGUGGCCACCAAGGAGGCCACCCUCCAGGCAGCGGGCUAUGUCCCCCUCAUAGGCAGCAACGUCCACUCCUGGGGCUGGAACCUGGUGGAGAACAGCCUGGUCCACGGGGGCCACUGUACGGGGGCGUAUCCACGGUUGGCCAAUGCGCCGAGGUACCAGACCGGCGAUCGGCUGCGCAUCAUCCUCGACUGUGACUCGCAGACGCUCGCCUUUGAGCGGGACUACGAGUUUCUCGGCAUUGCCUUCUUCAGCCUGCCGAAGAAGCCUCUCUACCCGGCGGUCUCGGCAGUGUACGGCAAUACGGAGAUCAGCAUGGUCUACCUGGGAUGGCCGCUCGAUGGUUAG
Molecule: messenger RNA, 681 nt
Organism: Rhagoletis zephyria (snowberry fruit fly)
Lineage: Eukaryota; Metazoa; Arthropoda; Insecta; Diptera; Tephritidae
Source: RefSeq, a predicted model, not a curated record